Messenger RNA from Wasmannia auropunctata (little fire ant), 4154 nucleotides. It is a transcript of the gene Cph, whose product is annotated as B-cell lymphoma/leukemia 11A. The transcript is spliced from 3 exons. Lineage: Eukaryota; Metazoa; Arthropoda; Insecta; Hymenoptera; Formicidae. The record is from RefSeq and is a predicted model, not a curated record. The coding region runs from base 1469 to 4132 and encodes 887 amino acids. Gene Ontology annotation, molecular function: RNA polymerase II cis-regulatory region sequence-specific DNA binding; DNA-binding transcription factor activity. Gene Ontology annotation, biological process: regulation of transcription by RNA polymerase II. Gene Ontology annotation, cellular component: nucleus.
CGGCACAGUCCACUCGGCGAUACGACCCAUGCUGGACCGUCGUCGCUCUGGUCCACGCCGGCAUCAGGCAUCCAGCACCCGCGCCGUCGCCACCAGGCCGCCGCACCAGACAGCCGCACCAGCCCGCCGAGGCCACACGUCAACGAGGACGCGGUAUCGUCGCACGUCGACGUCGCGUCACCGUGAUCGCGCGUGGUCCAGGGACCGCGGGUGCGCCACGCCGACUGCCGGCAAUUAGAAAUAGAAAAAAAAAACAAAACGAGGCUUACAGAGAGAAGAGAGAAAGAAAGAGAGAGAGAGAGAGGACGUUGAAGGAUCUGAGGACGACCGCCGGACGACGACCGUCUGGGAACUCCGGUUCAUCGAACUCGCGCGAAACAUCGCGCCGCGACUACGGCGGGACACUCGCGGCGCGACGCUUUUGGACUUGUUUAUAUUUUCCUUUCGUUUUUUUUUUCUUUCUAUUUAAUUCGCUACCGCAUAUCGAGGCGAGGUUCGGAGGUGACAGCAGUGAGCGGACGAUCAACGUGAAGAAGCAAUAUUGGCAAUCGGAUAUCGUGAAUUCGCCUGUGCGGGGAAUCGACUGUGACUGUGAACUCUGUUGACUACUUGACGACGAGCAGCGCAUUCGUUUGCGACCUAUAAAGUGCCUGCAGUCGUGCCGCGUGUUGGCGCAACGUCGGCUUCGCAGGUGUCGCAGGGAAAUUGACCAGCGGCGAAUCGACGCACAGAACUGUCAAUCGCGAAGGUGCCGCCGUUCCCGCCGGACGGGCACGUAAACGUCAUCCCGCACCUGUGCACGCUGAUCGUUCCGGUCAGUUAGUCACUCGGUCAGCGCCUGGUAUCGACACUACCAUUCGCAGAGUCGCGGUGUCACAUAUUUUAUGUCGCGUGUAUAUCUCGCGGUGGUGAACGCGGUGCAGUCGCGAAGGGAUGCGGCCAAUGAGGAACAUGAGGACCGACAUUAGUUGACGAAGAAGUGCCCAGGUUGCGGUGCCCAGGUGCGCGAGACGACGUAUCGGAUAAUCGCGUCCGUUAAAGAGAGUCGCGCGAGUCGCGGUAGAAAGAACUGGACACACAGCGUGUCCCUAAAAAAAAAGAGGGAAGAACGUGAGGACAGUGUCUGGAGUUAUCCCGGGAAAAAUCGGAUGGACCCUCUCGCGGAGGGCGAGAACACGCGGCGGAGGUGAGAGGGAGGAGGGCGGAAGCGUGACGACGGCCGAGAUCGGGAUCGGGUCCCUUGUUGUCCUGUUGGUUCUGCCACCGACGUGCGCUUGUCGCUUCCUCCUUCCUCAUCUCGUCCCCGCGGAUGUGAUUCAGGAGACCGGAAAGUAACACAACUGGCCCCUCGGUCCCGUCGACAACAACAGCAACUGCAAACCCCUUUCCGUCCUGGACUCCCGGAGCUGAGGCCCGUUUUUCAAGAAACAGUGUUACGUGACGAGAGUCGAAGAUCGCGAACGCCACCAUGAGGAUCAAAAUGCCCGCGGUCAGGAUCGCGCAAGCGGAAACCUCGCAAAGUACCACGUCCCCAGACACCGUCCAAUGCGGGGGCUGCAGGGCGUCCUACCCCCUCGGAGAGAUCGUCCGGUUCAUCGAGCACAAGGUCAAUCAUUGUCGGAGCACCCUUCAGGGCUGCCACAGUCCACCGGCGACGGCCGCGCCGGAGGACUCGGACCCGGAGGACGCCCUCACCCUGAAAACCGCCGAUCCGGACUCCAAGUUGAACUCGGUGCCCAGCAUCUCGGCGCCCAUCAACAAGAGGAGCGGCCGACUGGAGAGUCCGCCGACGCCUCAGGGCCCGGGACCGGAUACCGGAAGUCCGAUCGACCUCAAGGCAAGCGCCAGCUCGACGCCGAAGAGACGGACGGAAGCACCGGACGAGGACAAGGAGGAACUUCCGAAGAAGCAGAAGACCGAGUCCGUGGACGCCGACACGAACACAGUCAAUUCCGAACCAAGGUGGCUACAGUGCUCGCAAUGUUCCCGACGGCUGUGCUCGGCGUGGGAGCUCCUUCAGCAUGUACAGAGCAUGCACGGCGCCCGCCUCUACUGCUCCUCCUCCUCGUCGACGAACUCGUCGUCGAAUACUCCGGCGCCUAGUCCACCGACGCCUACGCCGACGCACGCGCACCAUCUAAGUCCACCAAAUCAUUUGAACCUAAGCGGUAAGUCCACCGGAAGUUCCUCGGCAGCGAACUCUUCCGGUGGCACAAAUACGAGUGGCAGUAGCGGUAGCCGACAGCAGCUUCAGACCUCGUCCUUGGUGGGCGAUCCUCUCCACAGUUUUUUGAGGCUACCCCAACACUUGGAGCGAAGUUUCCCACCUAUGUUCAGGCCCGACUUUCUCACCCUGAAUCCCUUGGCGGGAUAUAGAGGUCUUCAGGAACUGCAGACUGCUACGCGGAAUCUGCAAAAUCUGGGCGAUCCGCUUCGCGGGAUGGACGGUUUAAAUCUGGGGGAUCCACUGGUGCGCAGCUCAUUGGAUUCCCUGAACAACGCUCGGAACCUAGCGAACCUAGCCGAGCUAUCACACGGCCGUGGCCUCGCCGGCCAAGCACACCCACCACCACUCGAAGCGAACCUGGAUUUUUACUCAGCGCGCCUAAGGAGCCUCGCUAAUCCGUCCUUAGGCGCGGCUCCACCUACACCUAGCGGUAAUCCUACAGCAAAUCCCCCACCUCCACCGGUGCCGCCAGUGCCGCCAGUCCCCGUCGCCAGCAGUGUUCAGCAACAACAACAACAGCAGCAACAGCAACAACAGUCGCAGCAGCAACAAUCGCAACCCCAUUCACAGCCGGUGAAACCGCCUAGUCCGGCCUCAAUUAAUCCCGCGAAUUUAACCCACAGCAGUCAUCAAAAAGAGAACUCGCCGCCCUGUUAUAGUCAAAGCCCAGUGGGUCAUCACAACAACAAUAAUUCGACCGACAGCGAAAAGACCAGCCCGCCGGUAGCAUCUACGCCAAUCAUCACUGAUUCUUCGUCGGAGACCGUGUACACGUGCGAGGUCUGUGACAAAAAGUUUCGCUUCCAAUCAAACUUGAUCGUUCAUCGUCGCAGUCAUCGGGACAAGGAAAGGCAAUACCAGCAGCAGGAAAGCACGCAAGAUGUCCAGAGUACGCCGUCGAGAUGCGAGGUGUGCGAGAUCGAGGUGGCGAGCUUCGCCGAGCUGAGGAAACACAUGAGGAAGGAACAUCAGGAGAACUUGAACUCGGCCGCCAGUCCGCAAGGCAGCGUUGAAACGGUGCCGGACGACGGGUCCAGCUGCGAUGAGAACAUGGACCUGGAUGAGAUGGAGGAGAACGAGCAGAAGAACGAGCGGGAGGACGCGGAGGAAAACACGCCGGAGGAUCUAAGCACUACUCAAGGGCAGAGCGGAGAGGAGAGCGGAGGUCGGGUGGAAAAACCGGCCAGCCUGGUAGGCGAUCUCAUGGAGAAGUUCGGUCUGAGUAACAUUGCUCAAUACUCAGAGGCUUAUCGACAAGCGUUGCAAGAAAAUCAUCGCAGCGGUUUCCUGAAAACCGACUCACCGUGCAACCUCACUAACUCGCUUAACAAUAACAAGGAGAAGGAGAGUGCUCUUUCGCCCACAAAUUUUAAUUCCUCAACGACGCCGAAUAUUUUUUCCGGCCAGGGGUUUCCUAGAUCUUCAGGGCCGGAUUUCGGGGGUCUUUGGCUGCCUAGUCCGCAUUACCUAGAGAACAACGAGUUUCGUAAGGUGUCCAAGGCCACGACGUCCAGUUUGUCGCUUCAGGGUCUGCCGAGUCCGCUGCUGAAGAAGGAGCGGAGCGGCCGAAACGACACUUGCGAGUAUUGCGGCAAAGUUUUCAAGAACUGCUCGAAUCUGACGGUGCACAGGCGGUCGCACACCGGCGAGAAGCCGUACAAGUGCGAGCUCUGUUCGUACGCAUGCGCCCAGAGCUCGAAGCUGACCAGGCACAUGAAGACCCAUGGCCGUCACGGCAAAGACACGUAUAAAUGUCGCUUCUGCGACAUGCCGUUCUCGGUGCCGAGCACGCUGGAGAAGCACAUGAGGAAAUGCGUAGUGGUGGUGCAGCAGGGCCCUAAGCUGGACAUUCCAUAUCCAGUGAUCAAGGAUGAGGACUCUUCACUUAGCAGUAAGGAUACUUGAUCCUGGAACGGAAGCCUACCAC